UUCAGGUAGUUGGAUAGUCCACGCCAGGCAGUGAUUGGUUGUCGAGAGGCGGGGCGACUCGACCACUGAAGAAGUAGCCGCCGCUGCGCGGAGAGCCAUGGGUCAGGCGGCCAAGGUUUUACAGCUCUUUAAAACAUUACACAGGACCAGACAACAGGUUUUUAAAAAUGAUACCAGAGCAUUAGAAGCAGCCAGAAUAAAGAUAAAUGAAGAAUUCAAAAGUAAUAAAAGUGAAACUUCUCCCAAGAAAAUAGAAGAGCUAAUAAAAAUAGGUUCCGACGUUGAAUUGUUACUCAGAACAUCCGUUGUACAAGGUAUUCAUACAGACCACAAUACACUGAAACUGGUCCCUAGGAAAGAACUCCUUAUAGAAAAUGUGCCAUACUGUGAUGCACCAACUCAGAAAAAAUGAGUUUUCUAGGAUAAACUCAAGCUUUGUAGUUUUUAAUCUUAAAUAUAUAACUCUGGCAAAAGUUUUGGAAAUGGAAAUAUUCCUCUUAGAACUGGCCUGUUGAAAAUGAAUGAAGUAUUGCAUCAUAAUUAAAUUUCACAUUAAAAGAACAUUGCUAAAAACUGCAGAACAUAGUUAAAUAUUUCUAGACAGCAUUAGAUAAGAAGACCUGUAAUUUGCAUAUAAAAUCAAAGUUUAUAAAGUAAAAUGAAUGCUUAGGGAGGCAUGUCAUACUCAUUUCUCUUUGACCUUGAUGAGUAUUUUAGUCUCACCAUAACUAAGAGUGCAGUGUUUUGACAAGUUGGUGGGUUUUCCUCCCAUGUGAAAUGAAACUGUUAGAUUAAAAUUAUUAGUUUAAAUUUAUGAUUAGUCCCACAAACCUUAAAUUAGUAAAAAAUCAUAGCAUAUACCAACUCUCUAUAGAAAGUGGCCUUUGUUUCCUGUAAAGCAUUGACAUUAUUUCUGUAAUUAUUCUAACAAAUAAUUAUACACUUUCCUUUCAGAGAUAGAGUAUCUCUCUGAUCCUGUAAAGACAUUUUUUUUAUAAGUCUUCUGAAGAUAGAUGAAUAAAAUAUCAAAAUCACCUAGGAUCACUGUGGAAUAAAUCCAAAUUUUUUUAGGAAGGAGUGACCCUUGAUCAAACUAUAUAAUAUAGCCUUAGUAGAAAUAGCUGUACUUAGACAUAGCUAGACUUUAUAAUGAAAAUGUAAUACGUGGCUCCAUUCUUUCCAUUUUAAUCAAUAAACUUAAAUGGCUUUUUUUUCCCACAUGUCCCAUCCCUCCCUGACAAGAUUGGGAAUAUCACAGAACAGUUUGUCAUUGUACCCUCUAAUGGUAGGAAUUAUAAAAUUGUAUUUAAUAAUCUUCUUGUUUUUCUUUUAUCUGUGUGUCUUUACCAUUCUCUGUUCUUAGUGAACAGUGUGUUCUUUCCUAAUUCCCUGAUAAGUUUUCCCAGUAACAAUACAGAGUUUUAAAUUUUUGCAAGAUUCUUUUUUUUCUUUAAUAUUUAUUUUUGAGAGAGAGCACAAACAGGGGAGGGGCAGAGAGAGAGAGAGAGAGGGCGAGUGAGAAUCCAAAAUUGAUUUUGCUCUGACAACAGGGCUCAAAUCCAUGAACUGUAAGAUCAUGAGCAGAGCUGAAACCAAGAGGCAGACGCUUAAUCAACUGAGCUACCCAGGCACCCGUAAAAUUUUUGUAAGAUUCUUGAUGCAAGCUUUGUUUGUUGGCAAAACAUGGAUAUAUCCAUUCUGGAUAUGAAAUGUUAGGUUUUAACAUAAUUUAAUUUUAAAACAUAAUAAAAUAAUUUAAUUUUAGAAAAUCAAAGAUUUUUCUAAAUUCCUUAGACAUAUUAUACUUAACAUUAAGCCAUCGACUAUCCUUAAUGCCUUCUAAUACUUUUGAGGAGAGUAGUUAGUAGUCUGUGAAAUGGUUUAUACAUGUCAAAAGAUUUGCUAUGUUAGUUUUUCAUUUCCUAUGUAUAUUUGUUACUUUUGUGGAAAUUAUACCUACAUAAAAGUAAAAGUUGUUUGCUAUUUGAAAUUUGCCUUUAUAAAAGUAUGCUGAAAGUUGUCAUAAUACCAUCACUGGUAAUUUGCCUGACUUACUACUGUUUCAUUAAGUAUAUUAUAUAUUUUAAGGAAAGUUGCCUGACCUACGUUAAUUUAACAUAUUUUAAUUAUUUCCGUCUUAUUGAACAGUUUUAGCAGUUCUUAGCUUUCUCUCUUUAAUCUUAAUUCCCUUGUUCAAUUCUUCACUCACAUUAAUUUAAAUAUCUCAACAGGGUUUUUUUUUAAUAGUUACUACUAAGAGCAAUAGAGGUUAAUAAUUCAUAGGUUUAUUUUAUUUAAAGUAGUGGCUUUGAGAUUUUCUCCAAGAUACAUGUUUUAGAUAUAUAAGAGAAAAGAUCCUGUUUAUAUUAGCAAACAAAACUAUAAAAUAGAAAUAGACUUUUUAGAGGUUCCUGGAUGGCUCAGUCGGUUAAGCUGCUGACUCUUGAUUUUGGCUUGAGUCAUGAUCUCAUGGUUUGUGAGAUUGAGCUUUGCAUUGGGCUCUGCACUGCAGCGCAGAACCUGUUAGGGAUUCUCUAUCCCGUCUCUGUCUGUCCUCCUUGAGCAGAUACACACUCUCUCAAAAAUAAAUAAAUUAAAAAAAAAAAAAAGGAAAUGGACUUUUUUUAAAAAAAGCUGUAACUUAAAAAUGAAAGAUAUACUAUGUUCCUAGAUGGGACAAUUGAAAAUUAUGGAAGUGAACAGUUCUUUAAAUGUUACCUAUCAAAAUCCCCAAAGAUUGGAAGUCUGUCUAAAUAAAAAUAUAUAACCUGUACACUCUGUGAAAGCUACUAUAAAUAAAGUUUACAGAAGAUACUUGCUACCAACAUAAUGAUUAAAAUAGUUAAGAUGUGGGGCGCCUUGGUGGUCAGUCAUUUAAGCUUCAGACUUCAGCUCAGGUCAUGAUGUGGCAGUUUGUGAGUUCAGACACCAUGUCAGGCUCUGUACUGACAGCUCAGAGCCUGGAGCGUGCUUCAGAUUCUGUCUGUCUGUCUGUCUCUCUCUCUCAAAAGUAAACAUUAAAAAGAUAGUUAAGAUGUAAAUGUUCCUAUGACUCAGUAAAAGAUAACUCAGUGGAAAAUGAUCAAAUGAUAUAAAUUAAAAGUUCACAGAAGAAGAAAUAUUAAGCCUCACUAGUGAUCAGAGAAAUGUAAAUUAAAACAAAAUGAAACAAUUUUGUUCAUCAAAUUUGCAAAAGCUAAAGAAGCUCAAGAUACCCAAUAUUUUUAAAGGUCAUAGGGUGUGAGGAAAUGGACAAUCUCAUUUCUGGAAAGGAUGUAAGUGAUAGGGCUUUUUUGAAAGGAAAAUUCACAUCAAAAUUUAAAAUAAAUAUAUUGUUCAGUCUUUAUGUCAAUAGCACACAGGAGUGCUAAUAAAUGAACACUCAGAUAUAUUUACAGAAAUUUCUGUAACAUUAUUUAUAAUUAAAAAAAAUUGAUAAUAGCCUAAAUUUCCAAACUUGGGGCAGAGAAUUAAAGGAAAUAGAGUUCUGGGAUACUACACAACAGUUCAAAAAUUGAUGCAAAAUAUAUAUAUUGUCAACUGAAAGAAGCAAGUCACAGAAUAUAUGUUCUCUAUGAAUCCAUUUACAUACAAAAGAACUACUUUGCACAGGUUUGUGCAUAUACAGUAAAAUCUUGGGUUGCGAGUAACUUGUUCUGUGAGUGUUCCA
Messenger RNA from Panthera uncia (snow leopard), 3670 nucleotides. RefSeq names its product LYR motif containing 7 (gene LYRM7). Gene Ontology annotation, biological process: mitochondrial respiratory chain complex III assembly. The transcript has 5 exons. NCBI's taxonomy places the organism in Eukaryota, Metazoa, Chordata, Mammalia, Carnivora, Felidae. The record is from RefSeq and is a predicted model, not a curated record. The coding region runs from base 98 to 412 and encodes 104 amino acids.